UCAAAGUGGCAGUUUUGCUACGCUGCUGCUGAUGCUGGGUACAGUGGAACAGCUUCGUGGUUUCUUUGGAGCAUCGAAGACACCAAGAGUCAGGCGACAUCUUGGAAAUUCCCAGUAGGAGAGGCAGUAGAAGAAAGAAUUGUAGCCGACGAGAAUGUAUUCAGCAAUGGAAAAUGCGAUGUAGGCUGAAAAUAGGGAUAGUGUACCACUUGAAGGAGUCACAUAUGCACAGCUGA
Molecule: messenger RNA, 236 nt
Organism: Haemonchus placei
Lineage: Eukaryota; Metazoa; Nematoda; Chromadorea; Rhabditida; Trichostrongylidae
Source: the annotation of a GenBank genome assembly